Saccharomycodes ludwigii is the source of this 1026-nucleotide messenger RNA. RefSeq names its product Fig1p (gene FIG1). Lineage: Eukaryota; Fungi; Ascomycota; Saccharomycetes; Saccharomycodales; Saccharomycodaceae. The coding region runs from base 1 to 1026 and encodes 341 amino acids. Gene Ontology annotation, biological process: conjugation with cellular fusion. The record is from RefSeq and is a predicted model, not a curated record. The transcript has a single exon. Gene Ontology annotation, cellular component: membrane; mating projection tip.
AUGAUUUCCGUUUCUUUAAUAUGGUUUGGAGUUAAAAAAAUGCCAAGGGUUUUAUCUCUGGUUCUUAAUUUGAUAGCUAUUUUUCUAUUAUGCUUCCUUUUGGUUGGUUGCUCGAAUAAUAAUCAAACAUCAACUUUUUUAUUAAAAUAUAAAUUCAAUCAAGACUCACCAAUGUAUAAAAUUGUUUCAAAUUCUUUUAAUGAUACUAGAACAUCAACUACUAAUAAUAGCACCAAAGUAAGUUUAAAAGGUUUAGAAGAUAUAGAAAUUAAAACUGGGUUGCUAGGUAUUUGUGUAACUAAUUUACCUGAAUCUUUUUCUCAAAAUUAUACUGGUAAUUCCGUAUGCUUUAAUAGAUUUAAGUCAACAACUAAUAUGACGCUCUAUAACGAUUUGGAAAUUAAGAUAUUGACAUUCGGCAGUAGUAGUAGUAGUAGUAGUAAUAAUGACAAUACGGAGAACACCAGCAAUUUAAAUAUCUUUCAAAUUGCUUUAGAACAAUUAAAAAUUAUUCACCCUGGUGUUUUAAUUGCCACAAUUGUUUGUAGUUUAUUUACGUUUUGUUUCAUUGUUUAUGUGACAGUGCCAUAUAACCUGUUGCCCUUCAAGAAAACAAUUAAUCUAGUCACUAUUGGCAUUGCAACAUUAUCAACCGUUUUACAAGGCUUUAAUGCUAUUUUAAUUGCAAUAGGUGUAAAGACCAUGGUCAAUGUUGUUAAUGAUGCCACGAUGAACAUUUUAUUAAUUGAGUCAGGUAAUAAGGCACAAGCUAUGAACUGGACCGCGUUUGCGUUGUUGUUAUUGGUCUGUUUUAUUUUAGUGGGAUUAUAUUUCAGAGAUUAUAGUCAUAAUAAUACCAAACACACCAUGUCAAACAAAAAUAAAAGUAUUAAAGAAAAGAGAAAUCCCUCUGAAAGGUAUGAUAAAGACAAUAAUAUUACUGAUAUUUUUACUAGUAGUAAAUAUAAAAAUAAAGAUGACAUGGAAAGUGCCAAUGAUUAUUCAUCAGGAUGUACCAAAGUUUAA